Molecule: messenger RNA, 2941 nt
Organism: Closterium sp. NIES-67
Lineage: Eukaryota; Viridiplantae; Streptophyta; Zygnematophyceae; Desmidiales; Closteriaceae
Source: the annotation of a GenBank genome assembly
CUCUUGGCCCCAACAAGCCAAGCAGUAGUACCUUAGCGUAGCUCCGAGGUAGUGCUUGUCGCGACGCGACGAUGCCUUGGGUGUACACUUUCGAGGCGCUAACUCACGUCAAGAUUCUUCGUCUCUAUGUAUUUCCGCGCGCGUCGCGUGCCCAUCAGGAGAAGCAAGCGGACGAUGCGGAGUGGCAGAGAUUAAUCUCGUCCGGCGUGACGGCACGGCUGGAUCUGGAACGACCUGUAGAAUCCAAAGGUCGUGUUGACUUCAAAGAUCGCGUUGACUCCAAAGAUCCCGUUGACUCAGAAGAUCUGUUAGGCGCGGAAUACCGCUUAGAUUCGCGACUCGCCGGCUCGAAACGCCUCUCUGCCUCUCGGAUCAUCAUCUCUUUGGGACCCCCUGCUCCUGAGUCACCUGACGAACAGGCUCGGCUUACCGAACCGGCUGCACUCGGCCAGCAGGUUCGGCAGGAUGGUUCGGCAGGUGUUGUUUCUGUUGAUGAACCCGAAAGGGUUGGAAGGCCGAUGCUGUCGAUCGAGAUUCCUUUUGCUCUGCCAUCCACUCCGAGUGGAGAUCCCAAGCACCUCGAAACCACCACAAAUGAUGACUCUAGCGAGUGUGGCAGAAACGAGGGGGCGAAGCAGAAGUUUGUUACUAUGCCUGUGAGCGUGCGGACAGGGCACCUCGAAAUUACCGUUCCGCUUGCCCAGCUGCUCGGAUCGGAUUCAGAUGGAUUCUGGGAGACGCUGGGGAGAUCGGAGGGAGGUCGGGAGGGGGCGGCGAUCAAUGGCGGUGGAUCGGUGGAAGGGAACCGGAAGCAGGAGUUGAGGAAGGAGGAGGAGAUGACUGAAUCCUGCGCUGGUCACGUGCCCUCUCUCCUCUCCUGCCUCUCUGCCAUGGCCCCCGUUCACCUGCACUGCCGCCAUUGCCGCCACCAACUGACCGCCAACCCACUUAGGUCUUUCGCUCCCAUGCCAUCUUCUGACGCUGACGAGAUGGCAGAGCAGUGGUUCUGCGGUGCAGAAUGCUGCGAAGCCACUGCUGCCCACGCGCUGCACGUUGUCAACAGCCUGCACCAGCGCUCCACACUCACCCCCUCCUCCUGCCUCCUCUCUCAUACCUCCUUCGCUCUCCUCUCCUCACACCCCAAGUCAAUGCAGUCAACACAAAAUGCCUCCCUCGCCCUCCUCUCCGCACUCCCCAAGUCAAUUGAGUCAACUGCAAACACCACCAUUGCUCCUCCCUUCAGGAAGCCUGGAAAUCUUGAUUUCAGUCAAAAGGCUUCUCUCCAAAACCCGGCGACUAAGUCGCAUGAUACGAGUGCUGCUGCUGGCAUAGCCUCUCACAUGCAAAGCCUCUCUCUCAGGAACAACGACUCGGCCUUUUCCAACAGCCUUCAGAGCACCAACGGCAGCAGCAGCGGCUGUAACUCCAGUAGUGCCCAACUACCUCUGUGCCCACCGAGUAUGGGUGAGGCCAAUCGACAAGGCAGUGAUGAAGUGGGUCCACCGAGUCAAUGCAGUCAACAGGGAAGAAAUGCAGGGGGGAUGCAGGCGGAGGAGUGUCAGCAGCUUGCUGAAGCGUGGCGAGUAUCACCUGAGGUGCGGCAGCCAGCAGAGGAGCAUCAGCAGGCAGAGGAGCACCUGCUGGUGUCUAACCUGGUACCAGAAGGAGGUCCGUGGGAGGAGGUCUCAUGUGGGGGGUGUGGCAGGGCGGUUGGGGCGAGAGGGAGGGCCAGGAGCAGCACUGAGAGAACAGACUCGUGGAGAAGUGGGAAGGUGGGGAGAAGUGCAGGGGUGGAGGGAGGAGGGGCGAGCGAAUCAUUGGGAGAAGGGAGAGAGGGAGUGGAAGGGAGGGUGGAGCACCUUUUCUUGCACAUGGUGGAUCCAAGGCCUGUUCACAUGGUUAGUCCCAUGGAUGUAACGUGCGCGUCAUCUGGACGCAUGAUGACGCCACCAGCGGACGCCCUGACGUCAUCAGUCGACGACGGUGACGGGAGGGUUGUGGCAGCAGUCAGUGCGGCUUCAGCGGCAGAGGCAGAGGGGAUAAGGGAAGGAGAAGCCGCAGAAGCCGCGCCAGAGGCAGACGGUGCGCCAGCAGAAUUGACAGACGAACUGCUUGGCAAGGUCACAUGCGUCGACUUAAAAUGGCCAUUUCCUACGCUUGCGACCUGCUUCUCCUCCCUGCUCUCUGUCCAUCUCUCCACCCCAUCCGCCCCAAGCCGUUUGGUCCUCCGCUCCGUCGCCUCCCACCAGCCCCUCCUGCUGCUCGUGCUGCUCAGCGCCCACACCGCCAUGGGGUGGGGCGAGUGUGGGGAGGCGGGGAAGGGGGAGGAGAGGGAAGAGGGGGACGGAGGUGUGUUGGAGUAUGGGGGAAGCAAGGAGGGGGAGGAGGGGGAGGAGGGAGAAUCCAAGCCUGUAUCCACUGAGGCUGGAAAGACUUAUGAAAAGAGGACGGACAACAGCGAUGGAAAGAGGAGAAGCAUCGGCACAGUCACUGCGGCUCAAGUGCAGAUACCACACAAUCAAGUUGGCUCGUUGACACAAACCAGGAGGGGCUGUAGCGGUGGUGGCUUGAGGCGAGUUGUGAAGCUCAUGUGGAAGGCUGUUGCCGCUAAUAGUGACUCCAGACGGGAGGCAGACACUUGGGCUGCCAAGGGUCAUGCGGAGGACGUGUAUGCGAUGCCUGUCACGGCAACGGAGCUGCAGACCUGCUUGCGCGAUAAUUCUUUGCUCCUGCCACCCACGUGCCGGGAAUUCAACAGCUUCAUCAUCUCGUUUUUGGAGGUUUAGCCAGGAAGGAGUGGAAUAUGGCACAUGAAUCAUGAUGCUUGCACAGUUAGUCUUUUAGGUUUUACCUUCAAUCUAUGCAAUCCAGUCAGAUGCAUGUGGAAGACCUUGUUUCUAUGCUUGUAACAGGUUGAAGUGUAUCGAAUGUAGAAUGUGCA